Ustilago hordei is the source of this 2703-nucleotide messenger RNA. RefSeq lists its product as uncharacterized. The transcript has a single exon. The record is from RefSeq and is a predicted model, not a curated record. Gene Ontology annotation, cellular component: nuclear body. Bases 1 to 2703 code for a protein of 900 amino acids. Gene Ontology annotation, molecular function: transcription termination site sequence-specific DNA binding; helicase activity. Gene Ontology annotation, biological process: termination of RNA polymerase II transcription. Lineage: Eukaryota; Fungi; Basidiomycota; Ustilaginomycetes; Ustilaginales; Ustilaginaceae.
AUGAUCAUCCGCGAGGACUAUCGUCUUGAGCGGGCUAAGAGUGGACGUGCUGAUGCCGAACACAAGCGUAUCUUACGUAGUCCGCCCGACUUCUCGGCACUCCAUCGCAGCAUUCUCUGUUGGAAUUACAACCAUGAAGGCGAUCGACCUCCAGCACAGCCCGGUAAGGAAGCCGCCUAUCGACCCAUCCAGCCGCACUUUGCUAAUGCCAACGAGUAUGGCCUUGUGCUUAAACCUCUUCUGCUGCUCGAAUGCUGGGCGCAGUUCCGUCGAGCCAAGGAGGAAGCCGACACCAACAAUGAGCCCGGCAUCCCUCUCGAAGUGACUCGACGAUCUACGGUCGGCAUGUUUGUCAAUGUCAACUUCUACAUUCCACCUGACGUGCUGCCACCGGCGACCAACUACUACUAUGCCGAGAUUGUACGACUCCAGGAGAGGACGCCAGCCAUCUCGGGCAAGGAGGCCAAGAUCAUCUUGGCCAAAGUGCAGGCGUUCAAGCGACAUCCUGGAGGUCAUCAGCUGACACUUCGAUGCUGUUUGGCAGAUGCCCGCCAAGGUGUCAGCGACGCGCUGGGCAAACAAUCCAAGUGGCAAGUCAAGAAGCUCUUCUCGCUCACUACGCUGGAUCGAGAGUAUGGCGCGCUUAUGGUCGCUCCGCACUUGGAUCUAUUUAGCGAUAUCAUCAAGGGACGUGUCGCACCCAAGGCGACGCUUGCAGCUGAAGAGGUGCGCAAGGCGAUGCAAGAGUAUCAAGUCAACGAGCCGCAAGCGCGAGCCAUUCUUGGCUCGUUGGCAACUGAAGGCUUCUCCCUCAUCCAGGGUCCUCCAGGUACAGGUAAGACCAAGACCAUCUGUGCCCUCAUUGGCGCCUUUGUCUCUCGCCAGAAAGGUCCUUCGACGUCCGUGCAGGCUGGACAGGCGCAGGGCAAGGUCGAUGCGACGAAGAAGAUCUUGUUGUGUGCACCGAGUAAUGCAGCCAUCGAUGAGGUGGCGAAGCGUGCUCGAGCCAGCAUCCGCCUACUGGAUGGCAAAGUCAUUCACCCCAAAGUCGUUCGUGUCGGACGUGAGGAGGCGGUCAAUGUCAGUGUCAAGGACAUCUCGCUCGAGUACCUCGUCGAGCAGCGGCUGAAGGCAGACGGUGUCUUUGAUGGCAAUCGUAACAUUGUCACUGCAGCCGACCUAAGCGCCUUGCAUGCCGAGAUCCACCACCUCAAGAUGCAACGAAAACAGAAGCAGAACAAGCUGUCUCAGGCUCGAAGAUCGGGUGAUAAAGCAUUGGCGACGCAACUCAAAGCCGAGAUCCGCAACUUGUCCGCCAAUGUCAAGUCGAAGUUUGAUGAGGCCAAGGGUAAGCAGAAGAGCCAGCAUCGUCAGCUCGAAGCUCUUCGUAGGCGAGCCAGGCUAGAGAUCCUGGGCGAAGCCGAUGUGAUCUGCACAACUUUGUCGGGUGCGGGUCACAAGAUGCUCAGCCGUGUCGCCUUUGACUUUGAGACGGUUGUCAUCGACGAAGCAGCACAGGCUGUCGAGUUGAGCACGAUCAUCCCGCUUCGAUACGGAUGCAAGCAGUGCAUCAUGGUCGGUGAUCCGAAUCAGUUGCCACCCACAGUCAUUUCACAGCAAGCCGACAAGCUGGGCUAUUCGCAGUCGCUGUUCGCGAGGAUGUUCGAGCGUGCACCUCAAGAGGUGCAUCUACUCAGCAUUCAGUACCGUAUGCAUCCCGAGAUCUCGCUCUUCCCUGCGAAAGCGUUCUACGGCUCGAAGCUGCAAGAUGGACCCGAUAUGGCCGAAUCGACACACCAGCCUUGGCAUAGAUACGAGCUGACGCGACCGUUCAAGUUCUUGUCGACGAAAGCACCCGAGUCGCCUGGUCCCUUCCAUUCAAUCAUCAACAAGGAGGAAGCCAACGUCGCUCUAGCUCUGUACGGGCGACUGCGAACCGACCAUGCGCAAGAGAACUUUGACUAUCGAAUCGGUAUCGUCACCAUGUACAAGGCGCAAGUGUUUGAGCUCAAACAGACGUUCCAGCAACGCUAUGGAAAGGACAUUGUCGAGCGCAUCGACUUUAACACGGUCGACGGUUUCCAAGGUCAAGAAAAGGACAUCAUCAUCUUGAGUUGUGUCCGUUCACUGCCCAAGCCGAGCAGCAUUGGUUUCUUGAGGGAUGGUCGACGUCUCAAUGUCGCUGUCACCCGUGCCAAGAGCAACCUGUUUAUCAUCGGUAAUGCUGAACAUCUGCGUCGAGGCGAUGCGAUCUGGGAGAGCUUAGUAGCUGCGGCUGAACAGCGUGAAGCGGUGCAACCCAUCACGGUAGCAUUGCUGCAGAAGGAAAAUCGCACUCUGGCCAACAACUUUGUUGCUAUCGAGUCGAAGAAGCCAGCUACAGCUGCAAAUCCUAGCACGACUCGGUCGACUACAGCAAGACCUCUGUCUCCGCCUCCAAGUGGUCCACUGCCAGCUCUUCCUUCCGGACCUCCUCCAGGUUCACCUCCCGCUCGACCGCCGCCAUCGACUGCUAGGCCGCCUGUGCAAAACCCGGGCACUUCGUACACCCCUCCACCGGACAAUCAGGGCAAUGGCGCCGUGAGGAAGAACAUGCAGAGCCCAAAUGGCAAUAUUAGCAAGGUCGAUGUUGAGCGACACUUGCGAAAAGAGGAUAUGGUGGUAGGAGGGAGAGAUGAGUGCGAAGCAAAACAAAGCUUAUAA